Messenger RNA from Portunus trituberculatus (swimming crab), 7997 nucleotides. RefSeq names its product restin homolog (gene CLIP-190). The record is from RefSeq and is a predicted model, not a curated record. Gene Ontology annotation, molecular function: microtubule plus-end binding. NCBI's taxonomy places the organism in Eukaryota, Metazoa, Arthropoda, Malacostraca, Decapoda, Portunidae. Gene Ontology annotation, biological process: cytoplasmic microtubule organization. The transcript is spliced from 30 exons. Gene Ontology annotation, cellular component: nucleus; microtubule plus-end; cytoplasm. The coding region runs from base 606 to 6044 and encodes 1812 amino acids.
CGUGCCCUCCGCUUGAGUGGCGCGCGCAGGGUCAGUCAGUUGUGCUCCUUCUCUCACCGGCUCAGCACGAGUGGACUCCUCCUCCCCCGGGCCACAGUCAGCCACGCGGUGCUGUCAAGAUACUAAUCCAUCGCUGUCUGGGAAAGAGCGUGUGGUGGACAGGCAGACAAGCUCGACACUGCCGCAGCAUCUGAUAACACAAGAUUACCAUAAGCCAACACGCCCACGCCGCGCCCCUGACGAACCACCGGCGACGCAUACCUUUCCCAACACCGGUGCGUGAAAUCGACAAGAAAACGAGACAAAAAUAAGUUUAAACGUGAAAUUAUUGAACUUAAUUUUAAAAAAAGUCUAAGUGACGAAAAAAAAGUGAAAAAAACUCAGAAAAAUACAAAAAAUCGAGUGAAAUAAACUGUAGGAGUCACAAACACAAGUGGUUCUUUGUACUGCCUUGAAGAACGCCACCUUUGUCCUCCAUACACUGGUGGAACACGCCCUAGGACACACACGCCCUUAGAAACCCAGGACAGUCACUUCCUAAAAAAUUAACCUCUUCUACAACUCCUGCACCUCCUGUGUCUCCGUCAGCGCCUUCUGCAGCAGCCAUGGACACUAUCAAGCCUUCAGGUCUCCGCGCCCCACUUCGCAUUACCCGCCAGUUCUCAGAGCCCCUCACUGUGGACAUCCCCGUGAAGUUUAGCCGUCAGUUCUCGAGUCCUGACGCCAAAUAUGAGUUCCUGAAGACCCCGCCCUCUUCCAAGUCCUAUAAGUUUGCUCCUCUCUCCACGCCCUCGCCUUCUGCAGGAGCUGACGGUGAUCGAGUGGACUUUGAGAUCGAGAAACUGCGACGCCUUAGUGAGGAAUUCAACAAGAAAGACUUCGCCCAUCUGAACGGCCACGCAAGUCCCAAGAGCAAGAGUGCAUCCCCGCCGCCAAGACCAGUGCCCCUCCUCGCUAAAUACAAGCCAGAGAUCAACGGUUACAACAACAACUAUAACCACAACAACAACGACUACAACGCUAUCAAUCACAACCACCACAACUCAAACCUUACUAACGGCCACAGCCACAGCCCCACUUCUCUAACUAACGGGGAUAUAGAGCACCAACCAGGCUGCAAGUUAUAUUAUAAGCGCGCCAAGUCACCGCUGAGAGAGAACGGUGUGUCUCAUUCGCCUCUGAUUGAGAGGAAGGCCACACAGAACGAUCCCUUCCUUCCCUUCACCUUCCCUGACCUCCCCUCCUACAAGAUGCCGGCCCAGAGGCGCUUCAGUGAGGAUGUCAACUUUCGCAGACCUUUGGCUACCCUUCAUGAGGACGAAGUGAUGGCCAGAAGGCGGUUCAGCGAGGAUGUAAGAAAGAAAUCCCUCGAUACAAGCGGGGUGAUGGAGGACGUGUUCAAGCACCACCGCCGCCUCUCGGAAGCUGGGGUGCGCCGCCUUUCAGAUGCAUCUCUUGUUCUGACAGAAGAUACUGACAGUUUUAUCAUUGGAGAUCGAGUGUGGGUGGGCGGCACAAAACCGGGUGUCAUAUCAUACAUUGGGGAGACACAGUUUGCUCCCGGAGAGUGGGCUGGCGUCACUCUUGAUGAUUCUAUCGGUAAGAAUGAUGGCAGUGUUGCCGGGGUGCGCUACUUCCAAUGCGAAGCCAAGAAGGGAGUUUUCUCCAGACUGACGAGACUUUCUAGGAGUCAGCUCACCGACUAUGACAUUGAGCUCCUCUCGUCCCGCCGAUCAUCGACAGCUGGAUCAGAGUCACCCAAAACCAAUGGCACACCAGCCAGCAGCAUGACCUCGGGACCCACCUCAACUGCUGCCUCCGCCCGCAAAGUUACUCCCAGUGGCACCUCGUCAUUUGCCAAAUCAGGCUCCACGGUCUCCGCCAAGAUCUCUCCAACUCCUGCUGCCACUCCCAAGAAGACCAGCACCUCUACGCCAGCAUCUUCUUCAACUGAUGCCAAGAUUGGGGACCGUGUGGUCAUCACGAGCACCACAGGUGUGCGUCACGGCAUCCUGCGCUUUGUGGGCAAGACAGACUUUGCUGAUGGAGUGUGGGCAGGAGUGGAGCUGGAUGAUCCAACUGGAAAGAAUGAUGGCUCAGUGGCUGGCAAAAAAUACUUUGAAUGCAAAGACAAAUUUGGGCUGUUUGCUCCUGUUGGCCGUGUAAGCAAAUAUGCCACUGGUUCAGGGGCUGCCCGCCGAACCUCGGCUCACCAGACACCAAGGGCAACAGUGCGUCGCUCCAACAGCAGGGAGUCUCUGGGAGCAUCUUCAGUGGCCUCCUCCACCACCUCCUCCGUCAGGGGCACCAGGGUAAGACUUGGCGUCACCUCCCUCACUCCAGGUCAGAGACCCACCAGCCGGCCCAUGACCUCCUCAGUGCCCAACACCAAGGCCCUCCAGGAAGCUCUGACUGAGAAAACGCAACACGUUGAUCAACUGAUGCGGGAGCGUGACUUGGAGAGGUCCGAGGUGGCCCGCAUGGCAGCGCAGGCAGAUGAGGCCACCAGGGCAGCGCAGGACAUGAAACUGCAGCUGGACAGACUACAAAUAGAGUCAGAAGAGAGACUUCACGACUAUGGCGAACGAAUUCGAACUCUACAGAGAGAAAAAGAGGAGAUACUGUCCAAACUUGAAGAUAAACAAAAGGAAUUGGAUGACUUGUCUUUCCAGCUUGAGGAGGAGUCCAUCUCAAAAGCUGACCUUGAGAAAGUGGGACAGACAGUAUUAAGUCGAAGCACAACAGAUGAAGAAACUAUUAAAAAGUUACAAAAGGAGCUGGAGGAAGCUAAACGAAGGAUACAAGAUCGAGGGAAAAUGGAAGAAAAUAAAGCCUUUGAAAUGGAAGAAAUUGAAAUCAAUCUUAGGGCGAGCAUAGAAGAGUUUCAGAUGAAGGUAAUGGAUUUGGAAAAGGAAAAGGAAGAGCUUGAAAAUUCAUUAUCAAAGAGUUCCGAGGAAGUGAAGACCAUGCAGGCAAAUAAUGAAAUCUUGAAAAACAAUAUUAGUGAAAGGGAGCAAAAGAUAAAAUUGUUAGAAACCAGUCGAGAGGAGGAUCAAGACUUGUGUGUGAAGAAAUCAACGGAGAUUUCUGAAAAGGAUGUAAAGAUAAAGGAGUUACAAAUCUUGCUUAAGAAUAAGACUGGGGAAUGUGAAGACAGUGUGCAAAAGCUGCAGGAUGUCACCAAAGAUGUGGAGAGAGGAAGGAAAGAAAAUGAAGCCUUGCAAAAAGAAUUAAAAGAUAUCCAGCAGCAGCUCAGCAGUGGAGUAUCAGAAUCAUCAUCUCUUGUUGCUGAAGUCAGCAAACUAAAAGAAGAACUGCGGAAUGUAUCGGCUAAAUUAGAGAAAUCUCAAGACGAGACAUCUUCCUUGGUGGCUCAGAAGACCAAGUUAGAAACGGAGCUGAAGACCACCAGUGCCUCCAUGUCUGAUAGCACUGCCAGACUUUCUGAAUUAACAACACUUGUUAAGCAGAAGGAGAAACAACUUCAUACUGUCUCAGAAAAACUACAAAUGAUGGAACAGUCUCUGAAGAAUGAACAAGAAAGUUGGUCUGCAGAGAAGAAGAAACAUGAGGACAUGUUGGUGAACCAGGAAAAAGAUUAUAAAAACAAACUGCAGAAACUUGAAGAAAAAAUGGUCACACUGGAACGCAACAUUACGGAUAAGACAUCAGAAGGUGAGCAGCUUGGCCGGCAGCUAAAGACUGCAGAAUCUCUGGUGAAGUCGCUGGAAGAUGAGAGAGAAAAGCUGAAGGAACAGGUGUCUGCCUCAUUGUCAUCUUCUUCAGACUCUUCCAAGCAGCUAGAAGUUCUCAACAAUCACCUUCAGGAUAAGGGAAAACAGCUGGAAAGUAUUCAAGUACAGUUAAGAGAAACAGAAAGUUUGUUAUCCCUGGAGAAAUCAGCGAGGGCAGAGGAAGUUGCAACUGUUAAGAAGACCCAGGAAAGUAUGAAAGAAAAGCUUGAGAAAAAAAUCCAAGACAUGGAGAAGAAUUUAGCCACCAAGGGAGAAGAAGUCCUGUCUGUGCAGAAACAAUACAAGGCUGAGCAAGAGGAAUUAAUAAAGAAGAAGGACUUGGAAGUGUAUGAAUUGCAGGAACAAGUUAUGAUGAAGGAAGGAGAACUGUCUGACUUAGAGAGCAAGGUGAAGAAGUUGGAGGCCCAGGUGAGUGAUAUGAUGAGUUCCUCAGCUGACCAACAAGGAAUCCUGGAGAAGUCCCUAGCUAGUCUGCGGCAAGAGAAGGAUCAACUUGCCAAGGAAAAAGAGGAGAUUCAGAAGAGCAAGAAGGAAGUGGAAGAAAAGUUGUCUACCAUGGAUAAAGAGAACUUAAAGCUACGCAUGGAGAAGGAAGAAAACUUGUUGCUGGUGACACAGAGAGACAAGCAGGUGGCUGAACUGAAGGCAGAGGUGGAGCAGCUGAUGGCAACCUUCAACACUCACCGAGAGGACCUACAGAAGCAGCUGGUGGAGGCGCAGAAGGACAAGAAGGUCAUGGCAGAAUUUCAGCAAACCUUCAAGGCUGAGCUGGACCGCCUGAACGGCCUGCAGGAACAGCUGACCGCUACUGAGGAACAAAGAGUUGCUGCGCUGAAGGAGAAGGAGCAGCUGGAAGAGGAGAUCCGGAAACUGAAGGGCAUUGAAGAAGAGAAACUCAUUCUAGUCAAGGAAAGAGACAAAUUAGCAGAAGACGUUAAAACUCUUCAAAGUAUUCAGUCUCAAAACACUACACUUAACAAAGAGAAAGGUGAACUCCAGGAGGAAAUGAAAAAGCUAUCUGAAUCACAAAAAACAGAGAAGGAGCGUCAUUUGGCCGAGAAAUCUAUACUCGAAGAAGAAAUAAGGACCCUGAAAAAGUCUGAGGAGGAAAGAAGUCGACUGGGAGGAGAUGUUGAGAGGCUCGAGAAUGAACUGAAGAAAAUGACGCAGAUACAAGAAAAUAACAGCACCCUUACUUCAGAGCUCAAAAAAAUAAAAGAGGAGAAGGAGGAAAUGGCAGCCAGUAUGAAGGCCUUGGAAGAGAAGGUCACAGCAAAACAACAAGUGGAAGAGGACAACAUAAGACUAACCUCAAAUCUUAAAUCUGCUCACGAAGAGAAGAACAAACUCCUAAUUGAUGUUCAGCGUCUUGAAGCGGAGGCUGCCACUGGAGUGAAGAACCUGGACGAUGUGAAGGACAGACUGGAAAACACCAUGAAGACAAUGCAGGAUGAGAAGAAAGUCAUAGAGGAAGAAAAGUCAAGGCUGGAAGCUGAAGUUCGGGAGCUAAGGCAAGUCAAGGAGGAGAAGAAGAACUUGGAGACAAAGAACUUGGCUCUCACCCAGAACAUAGAGGAACUAAAGCUCAGCCAAGAAGGACGUGUAGGGGAGUUUGAAACAGAGAAGUUCAAUUUGGUGGAGGAAGUGGUGAGUCUGCAGGACCAAGUGGCGACGCUCAAGACUGAAAUGGUCACCGUGAACGCCAGGGCGGCAGAAGCGGAGGCGGAGGUGGAGAAAGUGGGUAUCCUCCGUGCCAAGGUGGAACUCCUGGAGACGGAGAAGCGAAGACUGGAGAGCAAGAUUGUGGACCUUCGGGUGGAGGUGGCAUCGACGGAGAUUAGUCAUAAUGAUUCAGAUAGCUUUUUGAAGCAGAUGUUGGAGGAGAAGGACCAGCUUGAGGGACAGGUUAACUUCCUCAACUCACUCAUUGUUGACAUGCAGAGGAAGAAUGAUGAGCUUAACACUCGCAUCCAGAUAUUUGAAAUGGGAAAUGUUUCGGAUGACACCAAAGCCAACAUGAAUGGCAUCAACUUAUCUGGAGUGCGUCCAGUGGCUCCUCGCAUGUUUUGUGACAUAUGCGACUGUUUUGAUGCGCACGACACUGAGGACUGCCCCAAGCAAGCCACCUCAGAGUCCCCGCCACCCUCACACCACCACGGGCAAAGGGGCACUGUCAGGCCGUACUGUGAUACAUGUGAAGUAUUUGGACACGAGACGGGUGAUUGCAAUGAAGAUGAAACGUUUAACUGUGGCUGUGAAUUGUAUUAUAAGUUGAAAGUUGUAGUUUAAGUUAUGUUUGACUUUGUUGAGAUUUUCCUAUAUUAAAGGAGAGUAUUAAGUGCUGAAAAAUGUAUGACUGUCAUCGUUUUAUCUGUCAUUUACAAAGGAUGGCAGUGAGCUGAGUGAAACUAUUCUUUAUUUAUAAAGGACAUUGAUUCAUGAAAUGUGUGAAGUUGUAAAAGAUUUUAAAGUUCUUGAUUUAAUCUGAUUUUAGUGUGAAAAGUGCUGAAGGUUUUAUUACUUAAGCAAUAAUCCAGUUGUGCUUUUUUUUAUGUGGAGGUUGGUAAUGCAUUUUAAACCAGAUUAAGAAUAUUUACUGAAAGUAAUCACAGCAUAGUAAUGUUCCCUCGCAUUUUACAAAUUAUAUCAAAGCUGCUUUCGCUGUGAGUGGAAGUUCCAGAUGUGGAGAUGUCAUGUUUUCCUUCUGGUGGUGUAAUGCAGCUGGAAUUAGUUAGUUUGUGGCAGAUGUGCAGCUUUUGUGCUUCUCUGUCUCUGAGGCUGUGUUUUGCAGCUUCUGUGGCUGCAGCAGGAGCAGAUGAUGUGCAGCACCUCUUUGGUUCAUACACUGCAGCUUUGAGGGGAUAUUCUUGUAUUGCUCAUCCAGUACAAUAAGUUCUCAGUAAAGCAAUAAUAGCCCUCCUGAGAAGCCAGCCAAGCCGUGGAGAGGAUGCUUUGUGAUGGCGGCAGACGUCCCAUAGUUUUAGUGAAUACGUCUUCCCCCAGAAACCUUGCAUUAAAUCGUCCAGUCUUGAGGGAUUCGUAACCUUUAAUAUAGCACUCCGUGAUCCAGUCCUGCAAGUCACUAUGGCACAUAAGUUCAGUUUGUCUUUAGGACACGUCUUCCCUUGCUUUGUGAUAGCAGCUUAGCUCCACACCCUUGAACUAGGCAUAGGUUCCAUAAUGCAUUGGUUUCCAUAUCUAACUAUUUUUCAUUCGUAAAAACAAAAUUUCUAGUCAUUAAAGCAAAAGUCCUUUCAUUCUGGCAACAAAAGACACAGUAGAACAUCGUAUACAUUUGCCAUUUUCUCACUAACCUCAGUAGAGAUUUCGAAGUGUGUUGUUAACGCACCACUAUCUAUAAUUUACUUUAAGAAGUAAUAGCAGUUUUCAGCUAAACAGAAUUCAUGCUGAAAAUACUUCGCUAUCUAUGCCUAUAACAAAUAAUAAUCACCAUUUUGAAAUAGACGCAACAGUUGCCAGUAGUUGAAUAGAGGAGUGAUGGUCUCCAGUAGCCAAACAGUAUUCAUGUGUGACAUAAGACAGUAGGUCAACCUUAAGCCAGAUAGUGGAAUGAAUGUGCUGCAUAGUGGAUCCACUUCCCAGUCUGACUGUAGGUGGAAGGACUUUUGCUGCAUUGUCAAAGUUUAAGAAAUAUUCUUUUUGAAUCAGUAUUACAAAUUAUCCAUUUUUACUCAAGCUCCCUUUAGGCAUCACUUUUACUCAUAGUUAACUAUAUUCUAAAUCUUUGUGCAACUUGAUCUAGUUAAAGAUUAACUUGAAGUUGCAUCCACAUCAUUCAUGUCUCUGUACGUUAUGGGCAGGAUUUGAAGUUUCCAAGGAGUUCUUUGCAUUUCUUACUUACUUUAUUGUUUUACAAAUUGGAUGUGAUAACCUUUUCUUCCUGAUGUGGUUCCCAGCAUACCAGUACCACUUAGGAGGUGACAGGGUAAUGUGGUGUCGUGGAGGCGUCCAAGGAAUCACAAUUUGGGUCAUGUUACUCAUGUGCCAGUUUUGUUAUGUGCAUUCUAAAAGUUGUAUUGGUUUUGGUUCACUAGGGAUCUGUUUAUGUUAGUGGACCAUGUUAUAAUAGUUUAUCUGUUACGCAUCAUUAUUUUUGUGGAGGCAAGACCAUAAUGUUUCAUACUAACAAAGUAUUGCUGUUUACCUUUGCUAUAUAUGAAAAAUUCCAAAUAUUUUUGUAAAGACACUGUACAGAAAAACUACAAAUAUAGCUCUCCUUUA